CUGUUUUCUUAUAUUUGACAGUCGAAAUAGUUGUCAUUUUUACAUAAAAUAUUGAUAUUUACAUUAAUUUUACAAUGUUAAAAUUGAAAUUUGUAAUAUUUAUAAUAUUAUUUACAAGUUGGAGCCUUAACGUCGAAUUAAAUGAAGUUGAUACAAACAGUGAUUUAAUGGAAAAAUUAAAAGAUACGCCGUUACGAGCGAGUUAUAGACAUAAACAUAAAAAUAAAAUGGGUUCGACUCGUCACGGGGUGAGAAAGCGUCUAGCGGAAACGGAAAACGAUAUACGAACAUCGGAAGAUCCUCAAUGCGCCAUUUUGUAUAAAAACAAUGCGCCCGUUGGGAUAUUGGAGCCGUUUCAAGAUUCGUAUAAAUUUUUGUCGGUAAAAGGGGAACCGACAUUCGUAAAUAUUCAUCCGAUUUUUUCGGAUUAUUCACUAGACGAAGAAUCUGACGAUAAUAAAGGAAAAAGGGCCAACCGAGCUUCGUUUUCCGACGAAAACUACCCGUCUAUAUUCACAAAAUUCCGAUUACACAACAGUAAAGAUUUAUCGAAACGUCGUAUGAUGUAUAAACGCGAAAACGACGAAAAUCCAACGGACUCAAAUCAGGUUAUAAGAGACGCCGUCGGUGCGUCCGGAAUCGAAGAGAAAUUGCAAUCGGUUUUGGACGAUAUGGGAUUGUUGGACGAAUAUUCGGACGAAAACGUCAAAAGAGACGUGGAAGACGAAAAUUUAGAACUGGGAACCAAUAGAAUCGAUCUUAUAAAAGAGGGGAAGGGUCGAGCUAGAAGAGACGAUCAAAUCGACGUAGAUUUAACCGCCGGCGGUUUAAACGGCACCGAUUUAAACGAUUUACAAAAAGGAAAUGACAGUACGGGAUUUGACAACAACUCCGAAAUUUUGAAUUUGAAUAUGAACGAUACGAAAACGUCGACGGAAGACGUAAAAAUUUUCAAAAGAUCGAACGAUUGCAAAGAAAAAUUAUCGCCGAAAGUGCUCGAAUACGAAAAGCGCGUCGAACGCGACAUAAGGGAUAAAAUAAAAAAAAUAAAAGAAGAAGUGACCAGAGAAAUCGAUAGCGCGGCCGACGAUCCGACCAGACAGAAAAGACAGAUCUUCAAUACUCUAUUGGAGGAAGAGACCAAAGAAAUCGAUCCGAAUUUUAAUACGGAAGAAAACGGCAAAAUCCAUAUACGCAAAAAGAGGAACGCGAAUUAUAAAACGGAGGAUUACGAUAACAGAUCGAAGAGAAACGACGACGUUUCGAAUCUGGACAACAAUGAAGACGAAGCGUUUACCGAUAACGAAAAUGCCGAAGAAUUGGACGAUUGUUAUUGUGACGAAAGCGACAAUGAUUGCGAAUGUUUGAUAGACCCUGUAUCAUCGAACAUUGUCGCAGAAGAAGAAGAAGAAGAUUUACCGAUAAAAUAUACGAGCAAAAAAGCCGUUAAGCAAUUAUGCAAUUGCGAUAAAGACGGCAAUCACUGCAAAUGCAGUAACAGCGAACAAAAUUUCGAUUAUUACGAAGACGAAAUCGAAUCGAAAUCAAUCGAUAAAAAAUCGAUUGAAUCAACUUGUAAUUGCGAUAAGAACGACGAAAAUUGUAAAUGUAGGAAUCUAAUAGACGACGAUUAUUCCAUGUACGAAGAAGACGAAAACGGAAUGAAAAAAAGAUCGGUAAAAGCUAGAAAAUUCGCAGACGCUAAAUCGUUUCAAAAUGGCGAAUAUUUCGUAGAUCUACAGCCGGAUUUGUAUCGAAUCGAAUCUAUAGACGAAUCUAGGAAUAAAAGAAACGAUUUCGAUGAUUUAUUGGAAAGGGAAUCGGCGAGAAAACAAUUGAUAGCCGUUAAACAAAGAAGUAUGUUACCGUUAUCGAGAUACAGAAGAAGAACGUACAAAGAAGAACCGCGAAAACUCACCGAUAUGUCAGGAGAAGAUUUGUUCGGAGCUCUUCCGCAAAGUUUCGGCGGAGAAUUGAACAGAUAUAAGAGAGUCAAAAGGAGUAAGAGGAAAAAAUGAUGAUCCGAAUUAUCUCUAACAUUAAUUAACUGUGAAAUCUCUAUUCUAAGAUGUAUAAUUGAAUUUAGCUUUUAAUUAUGUUAUAUUUUAUCUUUUUCUCAGUGUAUAGCUUCACCGACACUCCCUAGUAAUCUUAGUGUACUUAACGUUCUCUAGGAAAGUUUUUGCGUUACGAAUUUGGUGAUUUUAGACCUACAGCUGCUAUAUACAACUAUACAGCUUUUUAUUGACUCACUUUUGUGUGCAAACAAGUCAAAUUGUUUCCAGCCAAGUUUCUAAGAUUACAAAAAUAGUUAAACAGAAGUUUUUAGGUCAGUGACUGUAUAGUUUUCGAUAAUAUUGGACCUACAGCUGCUUUAUAUGACUAUACAGUUGUUUAUUGAUUCAUUUUAGUGUGCAAAUAGAUCAAAUUGUUUCCAGCUAAGUUUGCAAUACUUCAAAAGUAGUUAAACACAAGUUUUUAGGUCAGUGACUGUAUAGUUUUCGAUAAUAUUGGACUUACAGCUGCUUUAUAUGACUAUACAGUUGUUUAUUGAUUCAUUUUAGUGUGCAAUUAGAUCAAAUUGUUUCCAGCUAAGUUUGCAAUACUUCAAAAGUAGUUAAACACAAGUUUUUAGGUCAGUGACUGUAUAGUUUUCGAUAAUAUUGGACCUACAGCUGCUUUAUA
This is a messenger RNA of Diorhabda carinulata, 2685 nucleotides long. Its product is annotated as protein PFC0760c-like. Bases 75 to 2018 code for a protein of 647 amino acids. The transcript has 5 exons. The record is from RefSeq and is a predicted model, not a curated record. NCBI's taxonomy places the organism in Eukaryota, Metazoa, Arthropoda, Insecta, Coleoptera, Chrysomelidae.